Molecule: messenger RNA, 729 nt
Organism: Monosiga brevicollis MX1
Lineage: Eukaryota; Choanoflagellata; Craspedida; Salpingoecidae
Product: PI3K-CA gamma
Exons: 4
Coding region: 1-729 (242 amino acids)
Biological process (GO): phosphatidylinositol-mediated signaling; phosphatidylinositol 3-kinase/protein kinase B signal transduction; cell migration
Cellular component (GO): phosphatidylinositol 3-kinase complex; plasma membrane; cytoplasm
Molecular function (GO): 1-phosphatidylinositol-4-phosphate 3-kinase activity; 1-phosphatidylinositol-3-kinase activity
Source: RefSeq, a predicted model, not a curated record
AUGCAACGCCUUUGGCACGAGGAGGGCCUGGACUUGCACCUCAUCCCCUAUGGUUGUGUUGCCACUUCAACCCUCUCGGGCCUGAUUGAGAUUGUACCAUACGCACGCACUGUUGCCAGCAUUCAAAAAGCUGCAGGCGGAUCUUUCUCGGCUUUUGCUGAGGAGCCCAUCUUAGACUGGCUGCGCAGCGAGUGCUUGAAUUCAGAGGAAAUGUUACAAGCCGCCCGCAACAAAUUCACUGUCAGCUGCGCUGGUUAUUGCGUGGCCACGUAUGUCUUGGGCAUCGGUGAUCGCCACAAUGACAACAUUUGUGUCACACCUUCCGGAGAUUUCUUCCAUAUUGACUUUGGACACUUUUUGGGCAACAUCAAGACCAAGUUUGGGGUCAAGCGGGAGCGGGCACCCUUUGUGCUCACGCCAGAUUUUGUCUUUGUGAUUGGCGGGCAAGAGAGUCGUGAGUUUGACGGCUUUAUCAAGAUCUGCGUGCAAGCGUACUUAGUGCUUCGACGCCACGCUCAGCUGUUGAUCUCCCUAUUCGCUAUGAUGCUCAGCACGGGCAUUCCCGAGCUGCAACAUGAAACCGACAUUGCGUAUCUGCGCCGGUCGUUGAAUCUCGACGCGCCCAGCGAAGCCCAGGCGGCCGCGGAUUUCAAGGAGCUCAUUUACAGUUGCCUAAAAUUGUCCUGGACGACACAAGUCAACUUUCUGAUGCACAACCUGGCACAUUGA